Ornithodoros turicata is the source of this 4284-nucleotide messenger RNA. RefSeq lists its product as uncharacterized. Gene Ontology annotation, biological process: DNA integration. NCBI's taxonomy places the organism in Eukaryota, Metazoa, Arthropoda, Arachnida, Ixodida, Argasidae. The record is from RefSeq and is a predicted model, not a curated record. Gene Ontology annotation, molecular function: nucleic acid binding. The coding region runs from base 1 to 4284 and encodes 1427 amino acids. The transcript has 2 exons.
AUGUUGAGGGAAUUCGGAGUCUGCUUCAGGUGCUGUUCGUCUAUCGAUCACUUCUCCAAGAACUGCAGAGAAUUGAUCAAGUGCAGUGUAUGCGGUAGCGACGGACACGCUUCGGCUCUCCAUCCAGAUCCUAUCCAGUACGAAAUGUCUCCUUCCACAAGACAUUCCCAGGACGGCGGGGAGGAAGACAGCCACGUUUCGACGCCAGAAGUGAUUUCGAAGUGCACGAAUGUGUGUGGAGACAGCUCUUGGAAUAUGUCAUGUUCUAAGAUCUGCCUGGUCAGGGUUCAUCCAAAGGGUCAGCCAGAGCGGUCACGCAAAAUGUACGCUGUUCUGGACGACCAGAGUAAUCGAUCCCUGACGAGGCCAAGCUUCUUCGACAUGUUCAACGUCCACGGAGACGACUCACCGUACACGCUCAAAACCUGCGCUGGCAUAAUCGAGACUACGGGAAGACGAGCAAACGGGUUCGUCGUGGAGUCUAUCGACAGACGUACUCAACUUCAGCUCCCAACCCUCAUCGAAUGCACUCAGAUUCCCGACGACAGGAGUGAAAUUCCUACACCGGAGGUGGCGCAGCACCAUCCACAUCUCAGAAAAAUAGCUCACCUACUUCAGCCUCUGGAAGACGACGCUGCGAUACUUCUUCUUUUGGGCAGAGAUAUCUUGCAAGUGCACAAGGUACGCCAACAGGUGAAUGGUAGCAGCAACGCUCCAUACGCCCAGAGGCUGGAUCUCGGCUGGGUCAUUGUAGGUAACGUCUGCAUCAAUGGCAUCCGGAAGCCGACAUCUAUCAAUGUGUUCAGGACUACGUUGAUCGAAGACAACCGCGCAAGCAUCUUCGCUCCGUGUCCGGGUCACGUCUUCAUCAGGGAGAAGAUCGUGCCCGACCCGUGCGUCGGCAACGCGGCCAACGAAAGGACUGGGCUGUGCGAUACUGUUCCACGCACUGCAGAUAUCGGCAGUUCAGUGUUCGAUACGACAAAGGACGACAACAAGAUCGCGCUCUCCAUUGAGGAUAGACAUUUCCUUGAGAUGAUGGAAGAAGGCUUCUCGAUAGAUGAUGAAAGCAGCUGGGUUGCUCCGCUGCCCUUCCGCGCACAGAGACGUGUACUGCCAGACAACCGGGACCAAGCAAUGUCUCGAUUCACGUCACUUCGCCGUACAAUGGAAAGGAAGCCGGAGGUGAAGAACCACUUCUUGGCUUUCAUGGCCAACGUCCUCGCGAACGGACACGCCGAGUUGGCCCCGGAGAAGGGCAAUGGACAGGAAUAUUGGUACCUCCCCAUCUUCGGCGUAUAUCAUCCAAAAAAGCCAGGACAAAUACGUGUCGUCUUCGACUCCAGCGCCAAAUUCCAAGGCAUUUCUCUGAAUGAUGUGCUCUUGUCUGGGCCCAACCUUGUGAACAGCCUCCUCGAAGUUCUACUUCGAUUCCGGAAAGAAUCAUUCGCUGUCACUGCGGACAUACAGCAAAUGUUCUACUGCUUCGUCGUCCGUGAAGAAGAUAGAGACUUUCUCAGAUUCUUCUGGUUCCUGGACAACGACCCGACCAAGGAAGUGGUGGAGUACAGGAUGCGAGUUCACGUGUUCAGAAACAGUCCUUCACCGGCUGUCGCAACGUACGGUCUGCGACGAACGGCCAUAGAGGGUGAAGAGCAGUUUGGAACCGACGUCAGGGAAUUCGUGGAAAGAAAUUUCUACGUUGACGAUGGACUUACAUCCCUCCCUACCGAACACGCUGCUAUCGAUCUUCUCCGAAGGACGCGGGACAUGCUGUCAACAGCGAACCUGCGACUGCAUAAAAUAGCCUCUAAUAGUGUCACUGUGAUGAAAGCUUUCUCAUCGGACGAAUACGCCACGGACCUAAAGGACCUGGAUCUGGGAUCGGACGUGCCUCCAUCACAGCGUAGCCUGGGCCUACGUUGGGACAUCAAAGGCGACACCUUCACGUUCCACGUUCCUCCAAACGAGAAGCCACACACAAAGCGGGGAGUCUUGUCGACAGUCAACAGCCUGUACGACCCAUUGGGAUUCGCUGCGCCUGUCACGAUACAGGGACGACUUCUGCUCAGAGAGCUAUCAUCACUAACUCAGGGUUGGGACGAUGAGCUUCCCAAGAGCAAGGAGUGGGAAACCUCGAGAGACUCUCUGCCGGCACUGAACAAAAUUAAGAUCCCCCGUACGUACGGUGCCAUCUCCCUCAGCUCAGCGUGCCGUAGGGAGCUGUGCAUAUUCUCUGACGCAUCAACGAAGGCUAUCGCAGCAGUGGCCUACUUGAGAAGCACAGACCCUUCGGGCGAGACUCACGUCGGCUUCGUCCUCGGGAAGGCGAAACUUGCACCGAAACGGGAGCACACGAUCCCGAGACUGGAACUCUGUGGAACUGUGCUUGCGGUAGAGAUGGCGGACGUCAUCGUCAACGAACUGGACAUCAGCCUCGACGCCAUAAAAUUCUACACGGACAGUAGGGUGGUACUGGGAUACAUAUGGUCAAGCCAUCCUGAUCAGUGGAACUACGUUCCCAGCGAGAAGAACCCUGCCGACGUAGCCACAAGAACAGCCUCUGCUGGUCGUCUCGCUGAAACAACCUGGCUAACUGGCCCAGACUUCCUGCGUGCGAUAGACAUCCCCAUGUCAGGGACUGCUUGCGACACCUUCCAGCUUGUGGAUCCAGAGAGGGACGAGGAGGUCCGUCCACUUGUCACAACAUUCGCAACCAACGCAUCACUGCAGCUGCAGCUUGGCUCUCAGAGGUUCGAACGAUUCUCAAGUUGGACAAGGCUUGUCAGGGCAAUUGCGCACCUGCAGCACAUUGCGCGUUCGUUCCAGUCCCAGCGUGAUGCCGCGUCCCAACCUUGCAGACACUGGCAUCUUUGUGGCAGGUCACGUACGGACGAAGAACUUUCUACAGCUGAGAAGUUAAUCAUCGCAAACGUCCAACGCGAUGCGUUCCCGAGAGAGGUCAGAUGCCUUGAGAUGGAACGUGUGGUACCGAAGGACAGCCCUCUUUGGAAGCUGGACCCUUACAUGGACGAGGACGGCCUCAUCAGGAUCGGCGGACGGCUUCGGAACUCAACCCUGAGCCAAAACGAACGACAUCCAAUUGUCGUACCUCCUCGACAUCACAUCGCCACGUUGCUGGUUCGACAUCAUCACGAAAGGGUUGCACACCAAGGCCGCCACUUCACAGAAGGUGCCAUCAGAGCAGCUGGCCUAUGGAUUGUUGGGGCCAAAAGAUGUGUCGGAUCCGUCAUCCACAACUGCAUCAAAUGUCGCAAACUGAGGGGCAGGCCUCAGCAGCAAAUCAUGGCCGACUUGCCACGAGACAGGCUUCGCACGGAUCCUCCAUUCACCUACGUGGGCGUCGACGUCUCUGGACUCUGGCUGGUGAGGGCACGCAGGACAAGGGGAGGACUGUCCAACAACAAAAGAUGGGCUGUGCUUUUCACCUGCCUCUGCGUAAGAGCGGUACACAUCGAGGUCAUCGACUCCAUGGAUACUUCUUCAUUCAUUAACGCCCUGCGGCGUUUCUUCGCCAUCAGAGGGCCCGUCAAACUGCUGAGGUCUGACUGCGGUACCAACUUCACCGGUGCGUGCAAGGAGCUGAAGAUCAACACGGCUGCCCCCGGGGACUGUGACGUGGACAAGUACCUCCAUGAGCAGGGUUGCACAUGGAUAUUCAACCCCCCUCAUGCCUCUCACAUGGGUGGUGCCUGGGAGCGCAUGAUCGGAGUUGUUCGGCGCAUUCUGGAUUCGAUGCUCCUUGGCACCGACAGAUCACGACUGUCGCACGAUAUGCUCACCACACUUCUGGCAGAGGUGGCAUCCAUCGUCAAUAGCAGACCACUGACUUCAGUGUCGACGGACCCAGAGAAUCCAACCAUUCUUACCCCAAACGCUAUCCUCACGCAGAAAACGGGCGGCAUUCCUCCACCUGCUGGCGAGUUCGAGCAUGAGAACAUCUACCGGAGGCAGUGGAAACAAGUGCAACCCAUGGCCAACGCAUUUUGGAGCCGAUGGAGUAAGGAAUAUCUCCCUACGCUGUAUGGCCGACGGCAGUGGCAGAGAAGGCAACGGGACGUUCGCGCGGGUGACAUCGUGCUUCUCAGGAACCGGGACACCGUGCGAAAUGAAUGGCCCAUGGGGUGCGUCACCAAUACAUUUCGCAGCUCCGAUGGAAGAGUGCGCAGGGUGGAGGUGAAGAUAUGCGAGCAUGGUGUCGUGAAGGUCUUCCAAAGGCCCAUCGGCGAAGCGUUCCUCCUGCUUUCAAGCGACCGAGAGUGA